This is a messenger RNA of Talpa occidentalis (Iberian mole), 7244 nucleotides long. RefSeq names its product agrin (gene AGRN). Gene Ontology annotation, molecular function: calcium ion binding; laminin binding. Gene Ontology annotation, biological process: receptor clustering; G protein-coupled acetylcholine receptor signaling pathway. The record is from RefSeq and is a predicted model, not a curated record. Lineage: Eukaryota; Metazoa; Chordata; Mammalia; Eulipotyphla; Talpidae.
AUGCUGCGCCCGCGGCCGUCCGGGCCGGCCCCGCCGCGGCCGCUGCUGCUGCUGCUCGUGGUGGCCGCGCGCGCCCUGCCCGGUGCGGCCGGGACGUGCCCCGAGCGCGCGCUGGAGCGGCGCGAGGAGGAGGCGAACGUGGUGCUCACGGGCACCGUGGAGGAGAUCCUCAACGUGGACCCGGUGCAGCACACGUACUCGUGCAAGGUCCGGGUCUGGCGCUACUUGAAGGGCAAAGACGUGGUGACCCAGGAGAGCCUGCUGGACGGUGGUAACAAGGUGGUGAUUGGCGGCUUUGGGGACCCCCUCAUCUGCGACAACCAGGUGUCCACUGGGGACACCAGGAUCUUCUUCGUGAACCCUGCCCCCCCAUACCUGUGGCCCGCCCGCAAGAACGAGCUGAUGCUCAACUCCAGCCUCCUGCGCAUCACCCUGAGGAACCUGGAGGAGGUGGAGCACUGCGUGCAAGACAAACCUGGGACCCACUUCACGCCAGCGCCCCCAAUGCCUCCGGACGCCUGCCGAGGCGUGCUGUGCGGCUUCGGUGCCGUGUGCGAGCCCAGCACGGAGAGUCGCCGGGCCUCCUGCGUGUGCAAGAGGAGUGCCUGCCCCGCCGUGGUGGCGCCCGUGUGUGGCUCGGACGCGUCCACCUACAGCAACGAGUGCGAGCUGCAACGCGCCCAGUGUCUCCAGCAGCGGCGCAUCCGCCUGCUCAGCCGCGGGCCCUGCGGCUCCCGGGACCCCUGCUCCAACGUGACCUGCAGCUUCGGCAGCACCUGUGCGCCCUCGCCCGAUGGACAGACGGCCACAUGCCUGUGUCCCGUCUCCUGCCACGGGGCCCCUGAGGGCACCGUGUGCGGCAGUGACGGCGCAGACUACCCGGCGAGUGCCAGUGCUGCGCGCGCCUGCGCCCGCCAGGAGAACAUCUCCAAGAAGUUCGACGGGCCUUGCGACCCCUGUCAGAGUGCCAGCCAGGACGCGAGCCGCGUGUGCCGCGUGAACCCGCGCUCCCGGCAGGCGGAGAUGCUCCUGCGGCCGGAGGCCUGCCCGGCGCGGCGCGCCCCCGUGUGCGGGGACGACGGCGUCACCUAUGACAGCGACUGCAUCAUGGGCCGCACCGGGGCUGCCCGUGGCCUCCUGCUCCAGAAAGUGCGCUCCGGCCAGUGCCAACCCCGAGACCAGUGCCCGGAGCCCUGCCGCUUCAACGCCGUGUGCCUGGCCCGCCGCGGCCGCCCCCGCUGCUCCUGCGACCGCGUCACCUGCGACGGGGCCUACAGACCCGUGUGCGCCCGCGACGGACACACGUACGACAACGACUGCUGGCGCCAACAGGCCGAGUGCCGGCAGCAGCGCGCCAUCCCCGCCGAGCACCAGGGCCCGUGUGACCAGCCUCCAUCUCCGUGCCGAGGGGUGCAGUGCCCCUUUGGGGCAACGUGUGCUGUGAGGAAUGGGGAAGCCCAGUGUGCGUGUCCACAGGCCUGUUCGGGCGUCUACGACCCCGUGUGUGGCAGCGACGGCGUCACGUACAGCAGCACCUGCGAGCUGGAGGCCACCGCCUGCACCCUCGGGCGGGAGAUCCGCGUGGCGCGCCGGGGCCCUGCGGUCAGUGACCGCUGCGGGCAGUGCCGCUUCGGAGCCCUGUGCGAGGCCGGGACCGGCCGCUGCGUGUGCCCCUCGGAGUGUGUGGCGUCGGCGCAGCCUGUGUGCGGCUCGGACGGGCACACCUACGCCAGCGAGUGCGAGCUGCACGUCCACGCCUGCACGCGCCAGAUCAGCCUGCACGUGGCCUCAGCCGGACGCUGCCAGACCUGUGGGGACACGGUGUGCGCCUUCGGGGCCGUGUGCCUGGCCGGGCAGUGUGUGUGCCCGCGCUGUGAGCGCCCCCCGCCCGGCCCGGUGUGCGGCUCGGACGGGGUCACCUACCCCAGCGCGUGUGAGCUGCGCGAGGCCGCGUGCCGACAGCAGAUGCAGAUCGAGGAGGCCCGGGCCGGGGCCUGCGAGCAGGCUGAGUGCGGCUCCGGGGGCUCCGGCUCGGGGGAAGACGGCGAGUGCGAGCAGGAGCUGUGCCGGCAGCGCGGUGGCGUCUGGGACGAGGAUUCCGAGGACGGGCCCUGCGUGUGCGACUUCAGCUGCCAGCAUGUCCCGAGGAGCCCGGUCUGCGGCUCUGACGGGGUCACUUACGGCACGGAGUGCGAGCUGAAAAGGGCCAGGUGUGAAUUGCAGGGAGAGCUGUACGUGACGGCGCAGGGGGCCUGCCGAGGCCCCACCCUGGCCCCGCCGGCCCCCGCGGCUCCCUGGCACUGCAUCCACACGCCCUACGGCUGCUGCCGGGACAACCUCACCGCGGCCCAGGGUGUGGGCCUGGCCGGCUGCCCCAGCUCCUGCCAGUGCAACCCCCACGGCGCCUAUGGCAGCGCCUGUGACCCAGCCACCGGCCAGUGCUCCUGCCGCCCUGGCGUGGGCGGCCUCAAGUGUGACCGCUGCGAGCCCGGCUUCUGGAACUUCCGGGGCAUCGUCACCCACGGUCGGAGCGGCUGCACACCCUGCAGCUGUGACCCCCAGGGCGCUGUCCGGGACGACUGUGAGCAGAUGACUGGGCUGUGCUCCUGCAAGCCCGGGGUGGCCGGUCCCAAGUGCGGGCAGUGUCCAGACGGCCGAGCUCUGGGCCCCGCUGGCUGUGAGACAGACUCCUUGGGGCCCAGGACCUGUGCUGAGAUGCACUGUGAAUUUGGGGCGUCCUGCGUCGAGGAGGCCGGCUCCGCCCACUGCGUGUGCCCCACCCCCACCUGUCCAGGCCCCAAUGCCACCAAGGUCUGCGGCUCGGAUGGGGUCACCUACGGAAACGAGUGCCAACUGAGGACCAUCGCCUGCCGCCAGGGCCUGGGCAUCUCCGUCCAGAGCCUCGGCCCGUGCCAGGAAGCCCCUGUUCCUGGUGCCCGCCCCACCACCCCAGGGCUGGAUCCCAGCAAGGCCCUAGCUGCACCCCCCAGCACCCGCCCCCCGGCUCCCAGCAGCACCCCGCGCAGCCGGCCCACCCCGCGGCCCUCUCCGAGACCCUGGACCACUGCCAGCAUGCCCAUGACCACUGCCAGGUCUGCGCUGACCAUGCCCCCCACGGCUAUCCCCUCGGCGGCCAGCUUGGCCACAUCCGCCUUCGGGGAGUCCGGUAGUGCGGACGGGAGCGGAGAUGCGGAGCUGAGUGGGGACCUGGAGGCCAGUGGGGCCGGCUCCGGGGGCCUCGAGCCCCCUGAGGGGGACAGUGCUGUGACCCCGGGGCUGCCCAUCGAGAGGGCCUCUUGCUUCAACUCGCCUUUGGGCUGCUGCUCAGACGGCAAGACGCCCUCCCUGGACGCAGAGGGCUCCAACUGUCCCGCCACCACGGCCUUCCAGGUCGAGCUGGAGCUGGAGAGCGUGGAGGGCCAGGAGCUGUUCUACACGCCUGAGAUGGCCGACCCCAAGUCGGAGCUGUUCGGGGAGACUGCCAGGAGCAUCGAGAGCGUGCUGGACGACCUGUUCCGGAACUCAGACGUGAAGAAGGACUUCCGGAGCGUCCGCCUGCAGUACCUGGGGCCCGGCGUCUCCGUCCGCGCCGGCGUGGCUGUGCACUUCGACCCCACCACGACCGUCCUGGCAGCCGACGUGGGCCAGGCGCUGCUCCGGCAGAUCCAGGCGUCCAGGCGCCGGUCCCUGGGGGUGCGCCGGCCGCCGCAGGACCACGUGCGCUUCCGGGACUUCGAUCCGUUUCCUCCCUUUUUCACGGGAGCCACCCCCGCCGCAGCCACGGCCAGAGCCACCACCGUCGCUCACGUGCCAUCUGCAGUGACCCCUCGGGCCCACCGCCCCAGUCACACCAGCCGGCCGAUCAGCAGCAGAACCACAGCGCCCCCCACCACACGCAGACCCCCCACCACUGCCCCUAGUCGGGCGCCUGGGCGUCGGCCCCUGCCUCCGGGCACCCAGCAGCCCCCCAGGCCCUGUGACUCCCAGCCCUGCCUCCACGGGGGGACCUGCCAGGACUGGGGUGCAGGCGGACACUUCACCUGCAGCUGCCCAGCCGGCAGGGGGGGCGCUGUCUGUGAGAAGGUGCUACACCCCGCGGUGCCAGCGUUCGGGGGCCAAUCCUUCCUGGCCUUGCCCACUCUACGCGCCUACCACACGCUGCGCCUGGCACUGGAGUUCCGGGCGCUGGAGCCACGGGGGCUGCUGCUGUACAACGGCCACGCUCGCGGCAAGGACUUCCUGGCGCUGGCGCUGCUGGGGGGCCGCGUGCAGCUCAGGUUCGACACAGGCUCCGGGCCUGCCGUGCUGACCAGCACCGUGCCGGUGGUGCCCGGGCGGUGGCACCGCUUGGAGCUGUCCCGGCACUGGCGCCAGGGCUCGCUGUCCGUGGACGGCGAGAGCCCCGUGCUGGGCGAGAGCCCCAGCGGCACUGACGGCCUCAACCUGGACACCGACCUGUUCGUGGGAGGCGUGCCGAAGGACCUGGCUUCCGUGGUGCGCGAGCAGACCUCAGUCGGCACCGGCCUCAGGGGCUGUAUCCGCCUGCUGGACGUGAACAACCGGCAGCUGGAGCUGGGCAGCUGGCCGGGGGCCGCCACCCGGAGCUCCGGCGUGGGCACGUGCGGGGACCAGCCCUGCCUGCCCAACCCCUGCCUCGGCGGGGCCCCAUGCCAGGCCCUGGAGGCCGGCCAGUUCCACUGCCAGUGCCCGCCGGCCCGGUUUGGCCCCACCUGCGCUGAGGAGAAGAACCCCUGUGAGCCGAACCCCUGCCAUGGGGCAGCCCCGUGCCACGUGCUGCCUGAGGGCGAGGCCAAGUGCGAGUGUCCCCCGGGGCAUGGGGGCCCCCUCUGCCAGACAGUCUUGGAGCAUGACGACCCCCGGCCCUUACUGGCCGACUUCAGCGGCUUCUCCUUCCUGGAGCUGAAGGGCCUGCACACCUUCGACCGGGACCUGGGGGAGAAGAUGGCCCUGGAGGUGGUGUUCCUGGCCCGUGGCCCCAGCGGCUUGAUCCUCUACAACGGGCAGAAGACGGACGGCAGGGGAGACUUCGUGUCACUGGCGCUGCAGGACGGCCGCCUGGAAUUCCGCUACGACCUGGGCAAAGGGACGGCGGUCAUCAGGAGCCAGGAGUCGGUGGCCCUGGGCGCCUGGACCCGGGUGGCCGUGGAGCGGAACGGCCGCAAGGGGUCCCUGCGCGUGGGCGACGGGCUGCGAGUGCUGGGGGAGUCCCCGAAAUCCCGCAAGGUGCCGCACACCGUCCUCAACCUGAAGGAGCCGCUGUACGUCGGUGGCGCCCCUGACUUCAGCAAGCUGGCCCGGGCGGCCGCGGUGGCCUCGGGCUUCGAUGGCGCCAUCCAGCGGGUCUCUCUGAACGGCCGGCAGCUGCUGACCCAGGAGCACGUGGUGCGGUCGGUGGGCACGGGCUCCUUCCCUGACCACCCCUGCGCGCGGGCCUCGGGACAGCCCUGCCUGCACGGGGCCGUCUGCCUCCCGCAGGGGGCCGCCUACGAGUGCCUGUGCCCCGGGGGCUUCUCGGGGCCCCACUGCGAGAAGGGACUGAUCGAGAAGGCGGCCGGGGACCUGGACGCCCUGGCAUUUGACGGACGGACCUACGUCGAGUACCUCAACGCCGUGACAGAGAGGUAACCCCCGCGGGAGCCAGGCUCCCCUUGCUGUCCGGGCCCGCCAGCCGCACCCGCGGCCCACCCCACCCGCCCCGCAGCCCCGCUCACGCCUGUCUCUUUGUUUCCAAGCGAACUGACCAAUGAGAUCCCCGCUCCGGAAGCUCCGGAUUCGGGGCCCCACCACAGGGAGAAGGCUCUGCAGAGCGACCACUUUGAGCUGAGCCUGCGCACGGAGGCCACGCAGGGGCUGGUGCUGUGGAGCGGCAGGGCGACCGAGCGGGCAGACUACAUGGCGCUGGCCAUCGUGGACGGCCGCCUGCAGCUGACCUACGACCUGGGCUCCCGGCCGGUGACACUGCGGUCCUCUGUGCCCGUCAACACCGGCCGCUGGCUGCGGGUCCAGGCACACAGGGAGCAGAGAGCAGGCUCCCUCCAGGUGGGCAACGAGGCCCCGGUGACCGGCUCAUCCCCGCUGGGCGCCACGCAGCUGGACACAGACGGAGCCCUGUGGCUGGGUGAGUGUGGGGCUGCGCCGGUGGGGCAGGCCCUGCCCAAGGCCUAUGGCACAGGCUUUGUGGGCUGCCUGCGGGACGUGGUGGUGGGCCGGCGGCCACUGCACCUGCUGGAGGACGCAGUGGCGAAGCCCGUGCUGCGGCCAUGCCCGCCCCGUGAGCCUGCGCCUCGCCUUGCUGUAGCUACUUUCUAUUUUUGUAAACCUGUUGCCUUUUUGAUAUAAUUUUCUUGCCCAUGCAUUGGCUGGAGGUACUGCCGGCCCGACCUCCCGCUGUCUGUCCGUCUAGGUGGGCGGCGGCAGCACAUGGGGCUGCUGAGGGACGUGGGGCCCUGGCCUGGACAGCAGCUGCCUGUGCCACCUCGUGCCGUCUCCCCAGGGCCGGGUCCCCAGGGGCCGCCUCCCACACCUGCGUCCCCCACCCCAUCUGUGUGCCCCACCCCUGGAGCAGCAGGGUACCCUUCCUCUGGGCCAGCCCAGGUCCCCCAGCGGGCCUCUCCCCCUAUGGUGCUGCGGCGCUGGCCUCUCAGGGCCUCCUGUGGCCGGCCCCGGGGCUCCCAGGCCAGGGCCAUGACCAGGGCCCAACUGCUGGGGCGAGAGCCAGGCUCAGGCCUGCGUGGCUGCCCAUGCCUCCGCCCGCCCUCCCUGACCCCCGGGCACUGCGAGGGUGUGGGCCACAGCAUGACAGGGUUGCCUGGAUGCCCCGUCACCCUCAAGGCCGGAGCCCGGGACUGGCUUGGCAGCCAGAGUCUCGGGGGCCCGGAGGGGUGGGGCGGCUUGCCUGGCCCCCAGCGGCACUGGUGUGGGCCGGCGAGGCUGCUGCUUGGUCCAGGAGUGACCGGGGCCCUCUGAGGAUGUAGGGCAGGGCCGGGGUGGAGGUGGCAGAGACAGCCAUGAACCCAGAAACGCCUUAACCUGCGCUUGGGCCUGGUCGCCCCUCCCGGUUCCGGUGGCCGCCCUGACCCUCCCACUAUCCCCCCACACCAGGUGCAAGCUGCUGGGAGCCCAGUGUCCUCCUACUAACCCCAGUCUGUGUCCAUGUCAGUCCUGUGAAAUAAAGCUGAACACGACAAAGAGGGUGCUUGGGUCUGUCUACACCACACGCCGCG